Quercus lobata is the source of this 3876-nucleotide messenger RNA. RefSeq names its product probable disease resistance protein At4g27220. Gene Ontology annotation, molecular function: ATP hydrolysis activity; ADP binding. The record is from RefSeq and is a predicted model, not a curated record. The transcript is spliced from 5 exons. The coding region runs from base 323 to 3325 and encodes 1000 amino acids. Lineage: Eukaryota; Viridiplantae; Streptophyta; Magnoliopsida; Fagales; Fagaceae.
UCUUUUGUUUAACCUUUGAAGUCAACAUUCAAGACUAGUAUACGCAGAGAGAGGCAGAAGUUGAAGAUUGGACACUGUAGCGAGCUCCUAAUCGCCAUCUCCGUGUUGGUGGGUGCUUCUAGCUGCAGCUACUUAGUGCUAAUACUGAUUCUAUUAAGGGAUCUCCUUAAAGUUUAGUGGAUGAUGAUGAAGAGUCAAUAUCAAAGGAGAACGAAAGGAAGAAAAAUGAUAUAGACGAUUGUUAAAGAAUUCUUAUUCAAGCAAAGCUGCAAGAGCAAAUUGAGUGACAUCAAAGUUGCAUGCAAAGGAAGAGAGUUAUUCAAUGAGUAACGGGUGGGGAGAUAUGUUUGAGGCAGCAGGUUUGGCUGCAACUUCUGCUGUGGGUGCUGCAGCUUCUGCUGUGUGUACUGCAGCAGGGGAGGAGGCCUACAACUAUGGGAAAAAUAUUGUCAAUAACAUGAGGCGCAAACCUGAUAAUGAAGCUGAUAAUGAUCUAGAAGACAACCAUAAAAGGUUAAAAGAGAAAGCAAAGAAGCUGUAUGCCAGAAGAGAUAAUAUAUUGGCUCAAACAAAGACAAAGCUAGUCAAUCAAGUAUGCGAAGCUUGGAUUUCUAGGGUCAUGAAAAGUGAAGAAGAGGUGCGAGAACUAGAAAUCAAGUACAAUGAUGAAAAAAGUAAUAAAAAGAGACGGAGUCAGGAUGGGUCAAGCAAGUCAUGCACAGAUCUUAGCAAUAUCAUGGCAGAGAAGUGUGAUGAACUGCAUAAUCUUUGGUUAGAGGAAAAGUCUAAGAUAGGAAUACUAGUUGAGAAAUUGCCAGAGCGUGUGAUAAUUAUGCAUGGACCCAAACCAGAAGACAAGCCAUUUCUCCACUCAACUGUUGAAGAAAUACUGGGCCAUCUAAGAGAUAAGAAUGUAAAAAGAAUUGGACUUUGGGGAAUGCCGGGAAUUGGGAAAACAACCAUAAUGAGGAGCUUAAAUAACUAUGAAGAUACUGCUAAAAUGUUUGAAAUUGUUAUUUGGGUAACUGUAUCAAAGGAUUUGAGUUUAGAAAAGUUGCAACACAAAAUUGCAGAUCGGUUAAAAUUGAAUAUGGAAGGCAUCACUGAGCCUGAAAUUGCACAACAAAUAUCGAAAGAGUUAAAAAGCAAAAGGUAUCUACUUCUUUUGGAUGAAGUUUGGGACUUUCUUGAUCUGUCUCUGAUAGGAAUGUAUGAAAGUGAAAUGGAUAGCAAGGUGGUAUUGGCAACUAGAUAUCUUCAUGUUUGUUCCGAUAUGGAUACUCAUUUGGAAUUAAAUGUGCCACGAUUGUCUGAAGCUGAUGCAUGGAAAAUGUUCAAGGUAAAGGUGGGUCGAAAUUUCAAUAUUCCAAAUGUUGAACCAAUAGCCAAGGAAGUUGUUAUCGAAUGUGCUGGUUUGCCUCUCCUGAUAGACAAGGUAGCAAGUAAUUUUAGAAGAAGGGAUAACAUUCACCUAUGGAGUGAUGGAUUAAGAAGUUUGCGGAGAUGGCCUAGUCUCAAAAUCCAAGGCAUUGGUGAAUUGAUUGAGUGCUUGGAGUUUUGUUAUGAAAAUUUGAAUGAUGAGGUUCAAAAGGAUUGCUUUCUCUAUUGUGCAUUAUAUACUGAAGACUAUGAAAUUUAUACAGAUCCUCUAUUGGAAUGCUGGACAGUUGAAGGUUUCAUUCAUGAUGCAAGUGAGUUUAGAGUUGCACGUGGGAUAGGGCAUUCAAUAUUGAAGGAACUUAUCAGCGUGUCUUUGCUAGAGAAGAGUGAAAAGAUGAAUCAUGUGAGGAUGAACAAAGUAAUACGAACUAUGGCACUUAACAUUUCUUCUCGAAGAUGUAAUUUUAAUAUUUUGGUGAAACCCCAUGAAGGGUUGCAAGUGGCCCCCGAUGAGGUAGAAUGGCAACAAGCAAAUCGAAUCUCCUUGAUGGAUAGUAAAUUGGGCACUUUGCCGAAAAUGCCAAAUUGCAAUAAGCUUUCCACACUGUUAUUACAGAGAAAUUGGGAACUAAAAAAGAUUCCUGAUUUAUUCUUUCAAUACAUGCAAAAUCUACGAGUUCUAGAUUUACAUGGCACUGGAAUUAUGUUAUUACCAUCAACUAUAUCUGUCUUGAAGUGUCUCAGAGCGCUAUAUUUGCAUUCCUGCAGAUUUUUAAUGGAACUCCACUUAAAUGGACUUGAGCAUCUUGAGGUGCUUGAUAUUCGAGACACUGGGCUUAAUCAUUUUCCAAUUCAGAUUAUACAUUUGAUUCGGUUGAAGUGUUUAUGUAUGUCAUUGUCGAAUUUUGGCAUUAAACAUUCAAGUGAUGUAGAAUCUUGUCAAAAUGUCUUUUCAAGUCUUUAUUUAUUGGAAGAGCUACAAAUAAUUGUGAAUUCAAAUAAUCAAAAUUGGGAGCUAACUGUAAAGGCUAUUUCUGAGGGAGUGGCUACCUUGAUGCAUUUGACUUCACUUUCAAUUUGCUUCCCUACAGUGGAUUGUCUUAAGAGUUUUAUCUCAAAGAGCCAAUUAUGGAAAGAUUGCUGCUUCACAUUUCAGUUUUCUGUUGGUUACCAUGACACAACCCUUUAUAAAAUUCUUGGCUGCUUUGAAUAUCAAAAUAUGAAUUGUUUGAAAUUUGCAAAUGGUGAAGGUGUAGAUCCUAUCAUUUCAGAUGUACUUUUGAAAACUCAUGCAUUUGAAUUGAUUGGGCACAAGGGAGCUUCAAGACUAUCAGAUUUUGGUGUCAAUUGUAUCAACAAGAUGCGAGGUUGUUUGAUUGAAGGGUGCAAUGAAAUUGAAACGAUUGUUGAUGGCAAUAGCAUAACAGGAAGUGCGUUAAUAUGCUUGGAAAAGAUGCUCAUAAAUAAUGUUCCAAAUUUAAAAACCAUUUGGGAAGGUCCGGUACAAUAUGGAAGCCUAUCUCAGCUAACAACUUUAACGUUAUGCAAAUGUUUGAACUUGAAGAUGAUAUUCUCUAGUGGCAUGAUUAAAGAACUCUCUAAACUUCAACACCUAGAAGUUGAAGAGUGUCCUGAAAUUGAAGAGAUAAUUACAGAGUCUGAGAAUAUUGGGCUGGAACCUGACGUGCUUCCAAGAUUAAAGAUGCUAGUACUUUCUAAUCUUCCAAGAGUAAAAAGAAUUUGGACAAGUGACUCAUUAAAAUGGCCAUCUUUAGAGAGGAUUAAGAUAUCCAUGUGCCAAAUAUUGACAAAAUUGCCUUUCAACAAUGAUAAUGCAAUCAACUUGAGAUGUAUUGAAGCUGAUCAAUCAUGGUGGAGUGCAUUGGAAUGCCAAGAUGAUGCUAUUAAACAAAGAUUAAGGUCUAUAUUGUUUCAAUCUCCUUAAUAGCGGUUCUUCUGGAUAAGGUAAUGUUUGAAGUUGAAGGUAUUCUCCAAUGGCAUGGUUGAAUAGCUCCUUGAAUUUCAAUACUUAAAGAGUUGAAGUAUGUCUUGAAAUUAAACUGAUAAUUGUGGUUGAAAUUUGGAAAUACAUUUGGUCUGGUUACUCAUUGAAGUGGCUAUAGUUAGAGAGGAUUGCAAUAUCUAUGGGCUCAAUGUUGACAAAACUUCCCUUCAACAACGAGAAUGUAGAUAAUUUGAGACAUAUUGAAGGCAAUGGUGGAGUUAAUUAUUAUGGCAAGAAGAUGCUAGUGAACAGUGAUUACGAUCUAUAUGCAUUUUAAACAUAGUGCAUUUGGCUUCAUUCUUGUUCACAGCAGUCCUGUGUAAGAAGUGGUUGAGGGUCUGCUCCCAACUUUUGGCUUGUAAGAUUUAAAACUUUCAUGUUUUUCUACUCUUUAAAAUGACAUAUGAAUGUUAGCAUCUACUAAGACUACUAUAUUGACAUGUGAUGUGAUUGUUUAGUGUUUGUAAUUUAAAUAAAUAUUAAACUGAAAC